AUGGCUUACCGUGGCAAUUAUCAGUCAAGAUUUGUGUCAGCAUCUUCGAGCAGUUCUGCGACCUCAAAUGUUCGUAAUGAUGACCACAAAUGGAGUAGCUCAGGUAGCAUGAAUUCUGUGCCGCCACCACAGUCCCUUACUACACCCAGCGUUCCCGCAUUUGCAGCUGGGUCUUAUAUGUCUGUGCGAGAGAGGGAAAAGAAAAAAGAAGAAGAGUACGCAAAUCUCAUGUUUUACGGUGCUAAGACCGAGAAGGAAGGUCGAAAGAAACGGCUGUACGACGACGAAUACCUCGAGGGCGAGGAUUCAGAUGACGAGCAGUCCUCAUCGUCUCAUCGUCGACGCUGGGAUGAUGAUCGAUCAUCAUCGAAUCGUGAUCGUGGUCGUGAUCGUGACGAUAAAAGUGGGCGAAAAAGAAGCAAAGAAGAGGAUAAGAAACCCGAGGAAGAAGAAGAGGAUGAACUGGAUGCAUUUAUGGCCGAAAUCGAUGCGCAGGCCUCCAAGGAUAAAGCCAUCUCAGUUCAAAAAGAAAAAGAUCGUGCAAGCGGAAAGGAUGCGGAUGCAGAUAAGAAGGGCAUUGGCAGAGCGGACAUUGAUGAGGAAGAUAUGCAGGAGUCAUAUUUCAAGUAUUUGGAAGAACACAAAGACAAGAUUGCUAAUGAUGAAGAAGAGUACGAAUACGACGAAGAUGGUAACGUCAUAUGGUCAUGGAAGAAGGUUAUCGAUCCGCUUCCGGUGAUAGAUCAUUCGACUAUAACUUACCCAGAUUUUACAAAAAAUUUCUAUGUGGAACAUGAAGAAAUCAAAAAGCUGAACCAUGUCGAAGUUGUGAAACUUCGCGAGCAGCUUGGGAUUCGCGUCGGCGGAUUUCAUCCACCAAAACCUGUGUGCUCGUUUGCACAUUUUGGCUUCGAUAAACAGAUCAUGGAUGCAAUUCGCAAAAGCGAAUAUGAACACCCAACGCCAAUCCAGGCUCAGGCUAUCCCUGCUGCUUUGAGCGGGCGCGAUGUACUUGGAAUAGCGAAGACUGGUAGCGGUAAAACAGCUGCUUACUUGUGGCCUGCUAUCGUGCACAUUAUGGAUCAGCCUGAUUUGGAUGUUGGUGAAGGGCCAAUCGCGCUUAUUGUGGUGCCAACAAGAGAACUGGCGAUACAGGUAUACCAAGAAGCCAAGAAGUUUUGUAAAAUCUACAAUAUCAAUGUUGUUUGCGCUUAUGGAGGUGGAAGUAAAUGGGAGCAAUCAAAUGAGCUCAAGAAUGAAGGAGCUGAGUUGGUCGUGUGCACACCGGGUAGAAUAAUUGAUUUGGUAAAAAUGGAUGCCACAAAUUUUCUGAGAACUACAUUCUUGGUUUUUGACGAAGCUGACAGGAUGUUCGAUAUGGGAUUCGAAGCACAAGUGAAAUCUAUCUCCGAUCAUAUUCGACCGGACCGUCAAUGCCUCAUGUUUAGUGCUACAUUCAAGCAUAAGGUGGAAAGACUGGCGCGAGAUGCAUUGCGUGAUCCUGUUCGGAUUGUGCAGGGAGAAGUGGGAGAGGCUAAUGCUGACGUCAUACAAACUGUUGAAGUUCUGCCACGACAGGAUUCGAAAUGGGUAUGGCUUACGCAAAGACUGGUCAACUUUGGCACCAUGGGUAAAGUUCUUAUAUUUGUAACCAAGAAGAUCAACGCUGAGGAUCUUGCGAAAAAGCUUAGGGGUCGAGAUUUCGAGUUGGUUUUACUUCACGGAGAUAUGUUACAACACGAGAGGAAUGAACAUUUGCAAGCGUUCCGAAAGAAGGUCAAUAUCAUGGUAGCCACCGAUGUCGCAGCGCGUGGUUUGGAUAUCCCUGAAAUUCGGACUGUGAUCAACUAUGACCUUGCAAGGGACAUUGACACACAUGUGCACAGGAUCGGACGUACUGGUAGAGCAGGACAGAAGGGAGCCGCAUAUACAUUAGUCACCGACAAGGACAUGGAAAUGGCUGGACAUUUGGUUCGAAAUCUCGAAAGUGUCAACCAAGAAGUCCCACAAGCCUUGUUGAACCUUGCCAUGAAAUCAGCUUGGUUCCGCUCACAGCGACAGGGUGGCCAGGGCGGUGCACCCAAGGCGAAAGCACGACUUGGGCUCGGUUACAAGCCAAAAACUCGUCCCGCACCGGGUAGUGGAGGGUCCCAGCUCGAUCCACUGAAAGAGACUAAGCCGCGCGGAACUACCAAUCUUUCUGUUCGUGAUACGAUUAGAGCGGCGACAUCUUCAGAAGGUGUUGGUCCAGUGGGAGCGGCACCAAAUAGUCGAUUAAUGGCAAUGAAAAACGCUUUCAAGCAGUCUUUUGCGGCAACCUUCAAGCCAUCCGAAUUUGAGUCGUCUAAAAUCAGACCACAGAUUGUUUCGGACCCGCGACCCGAAUGGAAAAGGAAAAUUGACGAAAUCAACGCCCGCUUGAUGGCUCAGAAUCCCCAAGCUCAACAGUCUCCAUCUCCGGCCGCUCCUUCCCAGACGAGUGAUGACACGGGGUCGUCGGCAAGGAAAAAAAGCAGAUGGCAAUAGAUUACUGUACUGUUGGUUUGUGCAAUAAAUCGGAAUUUAAAAAGAAUUGUUGACAUUGUAACCUCCGGUUUCUAUCCAUGUAAUCGCCAUCUUUGUGUACAAUGAAUCAGCAAGGUACAAAGCGGUCGUUAUUUUUUAUCGGUUGUUUGCAAAUGUCGUCGCAGAGGUUGGCUCUGCAAGCAUCAAAGAUUGUACAUUUGGUGUUUUGUUCAGGUUUUAAGUGCAUUGUGAGGGAAGUGACUGCAUUUCAAUGACAUAGAUCAAAUCAAGUUAUAGUAUCUAUAAACAUUUUCCCAUUAGUCCUUGCAGAUUUUUGUCAACGCCCUUCUUUGCUCGUUCUCUGUAAUCCUUAUCUUUUUUUUCUCUCUAUUUGCAUUGCGGUAGUGUGUUGCACGGAUCUCUCAUCACACUAUGUUCAGAUGUUAUAAAA
This is a messenger RNA of Cylicocyclus nassatus, 2956 nucleotides long. The record is from the annotation of a GenBank genome assembly. Lineage: Eukaryota; Metazoa; Nematoda; Chromadorea; Rhabditida; Strongylidae.